GCGCCGACAACACCCACGGAGCUGUCCUCUGCAACUUGUGAGUCCGCAGGAGUAAGACUGCUGGCGUACGAUUCGGGACAAAUAAAUAGGUCCAUUGUGUACCCAUUGUAUCUCAAGGACUUCAUACCUUCAAACACGAUAUCGCGAUAUUCCACCCACUCCAAGACACACUAAGGUAUCCCCGACAACCGUGAAAAUGGUCAAGAUUGCCGUUGCCGCUCCGGGCCAGGUCGCUCGUGAGAUCAUCGAAGUUCUUGUCGCUACUGGGAAGCAUGAAGUGAUCACGCUUGCUCGCCGGGAACUUGCCCCAGAGGAAAUUGUCGAGGGCACAACCCCACUCAAGGUCGACUUUCACAACCAAGCUGAGCUGGAGAAGGUCCUUCAGGGCGUCCAUACUGUUCUCUCGUUUGUGGUUGUUCAGAAUGACCCCGAUGGCAUCGCUCAAAAGACUCUCAUCGACGCCGCCAUCGCAGCCGGAGCCAAGCGCUUCGCUCCGAGCGAGUGGUUUAUUGCUCGCUACACUCAUCUCCAGUGGGCCGCCAGCAAGGUGGCCAUCCGCGACUAUCUCGGAGAAAAGAACAAGGACGGCAAAGUCAUCGAGUACUGUCUGUUCCAGCCUGGCAUAUUCACUGACUACCACGCCAACGAGAACAUCAACAAGCAUCUCAAGACGAACGACUUCCUCCCCAUUGACUUUGCAAACCACAAGUUGCUCGCUCCCGGGAGUCUCAAACCCCGCUUGACGGCCACCACAGUCCGGGAUGUCGCCAACAUCGUCGCAAAGGCAAUCGAAUACGAAGGCGAGUGGCCAAAGAUUGGAGGCAUCGCGGGUGAAACACUUACGCUCGCCGAGGAGCUAGCGAUUGGGGAGAAGAUAAGAGGCAAGAAAUUCGAAGUUGAGUUGCUGGAUGUUGAUAGCCUCAGAAAAGGAGAAUGGAACGGUUCGUGGGUCAAACCACUUGAGCACCCCUCGAUUCAACACCUUGACGAGGAGACGCGGGCGGCCUUCUCCAAGGCGGCGUUUUCGGGUUUUCUGCUUGCGUUGGUGGACGACGAGUUGGUGGUAUCGGAUGAGUGGAACCGCAUCUUCCCCGACUACAAGUUUACAGGGGUCGAGGAAUUCGUCUCGAAGUUUUGGGCCGGGAAGCCGUAG
This is a messenger RNA of Podospora pseudocomata, 1153 nucleotides long. RefSeq lists its product as uncharacterized. The coding region runs from base 197 to 1153 and encodes 318 amino acids. The record is from RefSeq and is a predicted model, not a curated record. The transcript has 5 exons. Lineage: Eukaryota; Fungi; Ascomycota; Sordariomycetes; Sordariales; Podosporaceae.